This is a messenger RNA of Carassius auratus (goldfish), 1067 nucleotides long. RefSeq names its product 28S ribosomal protein S23, mitochondrial. The record is from RefSeq and is a predicted model, not a curated record. Gene Ontology annotation, biological process: translation. Gene Ontology annotation, cellular component: mitochondrion; ribosome. The coding region runs from base 142 to 720 and encodes 192 amino acids. The transcript has 5 exons. Gene Ontology annotation, molecular function: structural constituent of ribosome. NCBI's taxonomy places the organism in Eukaryota, Metazoa, Chordata, Actinopteri, Cypriniformes, Cyprinidae.
UGUCUUUAAUGGGUACCCGUAGUAACACCGGAAGUCGUGUAUCCAUGCUGCAACAGAGAGCGUGUAACUGUCACAUUUUUCUGACUUUUCUGUGAUAUUUAUUUAUAUCUUAUUACAUUUUUGUUAUCAUAAAGACAUAUAAUGGCUGGAAGUCGACUUGAGAAAUUCGGGACCGUGUUUACGAGGGUUCGUGAUUUAAUGCGAGCUGGAGUCAUCAAGCACGAGGAAAGGCCCAUCUGGUUUGAUGUGUAUGCUGCUUUUCCUCCUAAGAGAGAACCUCUCUAUGAGAAAGGUGCGAGACCACUGAAGAGACAUGCAGCAGAUACUGUACCUCAAAUCUUAUACAAAGAGGAUGAAAUCCGAGCGAAGUUCUUUGAGGUUUAUGGUAAUGGACCAAGAGCCUUUGAACUCCUCAAGCCCAACUUUGUAUCACCAUGUCAGAGGUUUGUAAUGAAGUAUGGUGAAUUAGAAAGCAGAGGGGAUUUUGAACCUGAGCUGCUGUUUGAAGAGACUGCAAAAGCGCUGCUAGCAGAGGGCAUUUAUUUAAGAAAGAGAGGAGGACCUGCGCAGGUGGCACCACAGUCUCGGGACCCUUUGCUGAACAUGAAGUUGACUGACAUGUUGGCAGAGCAGCAAAGAGACACAGACACAGAGACAAAUAUUCCAGAGAAACAGCCAGAGGCAGAGACGGUGAACCCUGACGGACAGACAUCAUCAUAAAUGUCCCCCUUCUCCUCUGUUAGGACAACAUAAACUGCACUUGCCUCUAGCACAUCAGUGUGCUGGCCAGUCAUGCAUUUUUGAUACAUCAAACACUGGGACACAGAUAUAGUUUGUACAGUUGUGGAUACUAUGUUAACUCACAUGUGUCUUUACCCCUCCUGAUGUCAAAUGAGUGAUGUAGAAGACAUGUUUGCACAGUCAAAAUGGCUUCGUCUUGAGGUCUUUAUAGCCAAGCAGCUGGGGUUUAGUGAAUGACUUCAUAAUACAGAUCUAGCAAGUGUUUUCAUUUCUGUGAAAAGUGUCUAAUGUCUUGUGUAAUAAAAUAUGUGGAGUGUUUAAUGAAA